This is a messenger RNA of Purpureocillium lilacinum, 1632 nucleotides long. RefSeq lists its product as uncharacterized. Gene Ontology annotation, biological process: transmembrane transport; carbohydrate transport. Lineage: Eukaryota; Fungi; Ascomycota; Sordariomycetes; Hypocreales; Ophiocordycipitaceae. Gene Ontology annotation, molecular function: carbohydrate:proton symporter activity. The record is from RefSeq and is a predicted model, not a curated record. Gene Ontology annotation, cellular component: membrane.
AUGGAGUCACCACAACCAAAGCUUCCCAGGCGCUCCCGAACUAGCCCCUACAACCGGCUUGUCACCAUUGCCGUCGCAUUCGGCUCCUUUACGUAUGGCUACUGCUCCGCUAUCAUCGGCAGCACCAUCGGCCAGCCGGGCUGGUACGACUUCUUCGACUUGCCCAUGCAGGGCGAGGCAGGCUACGGCACUCGCACUACGCAGGCUAUCUCGACCGCCAAUGGACUCUACAGCGCGGGCGGCGCCGUGGGCAGCCUCUUCAUCAUGUGGGCUGCCACGGCGCUGGGUCGCAAGACGUCCAUCCAGAUAGGAGCCUUGUGCGCCGUCGUGGGAGGCGCCUUUCAAGGAGGCGCGGCGAACCUCGCCAUGUUCCAGGUUGGUAGGGUUAUAUCCGGCCUGGGAAUCGGUAUCCUCGUCACGGCGUGCCCCAUGUACCUCUCUGAGCUGUCGCCUCCUGACAAGCGUGGAUGGCUCGUAGGCCAUCACGCCAUCUUCCUUGUCUUCGGGUACAUGCUCUCUGGCUGGCUGGGGUUCGCGUGUUACUUCGCAACCGACGUCAACGCCUCGUUUGCCUGGCGCUUUCCGCUCUGCGUACAGUGCCUCUCGCCGCUCGUGCUGCUCGUCACGUCCAUAUGGAUCCCCCGGUCGCCGCGAUGGCUGCUCCAGAAGGGCAGGGUCGAGCAGGCAUGGAAGGUGCUUCGCGAGCUGCGAAGGUCGCCUGAUGACCCCGAUGACUUGGUCGCGAAGGAGGAGCUGUACCAGGUCAAGAUGCAGAUUGCCUUGGACGCGCAGAAGCUCAAGGCCAUCGGCUGCACGCCGUGGACCGCGGUUAUCAAGAAGAAGAGCUACCGCAAGAGGAUGAUUAUCGGCUUCCUCACGCAAUGGGGUGCUGAGUUUGCCGGCCCGCUUGUCAUUAAUAACUACUCAGUCAUCUUGUACACCAACUUGGGGCAGACAAACUACAUGCCCUUGCUUCUUUCCGCGCUAUGGCUCACGACGGCCGGUAUCAUCUACAACCCUCUCGGCGCCUGGAUGCACGACAAGGUCAACUCCCGGCGAUGGAUGUUCAUGGUCGGCCUUUUUGGCUGCCUCUUUACGACUUCGGGUCUCAUUGGCUGCAUCGCUCAAUAUGGCGGCACGACCAACCAGGCAGGCAAUGCUGCCGGCGUCUUCUUUGUUUUCUUGUACCUUGCGUUCCAAGGCACUCUCUGCGACACAACCAUGUAUCUCUACGUCUCUGAGAUCUUCCCGACGGAGAUCCGCCCCAUCGGCAUGGGCUUCUCCCUCUUCGGGCAGUUCGCGUCCACCAUCAUCCUGCUGCAGACUGCGCCCAUCGGACUCGACCGCGUGGGGUGGCGCUACUACCUCGUCAUCGUGGCAUGGUGCAUCGUCUUCAUCCCCAUAGUCUACUUCUUCUUCCCCGAGACGGCCCGCCUUUCGCUCGAGGAGAUUUCGGCGCGGUUCGGCGACGACGUCGCGGUGCAUGUCAAUGACGUGUCGGAGGCGCAGCGCAAGGAGCUGGACGACUUCUUGAGGGGCGCGGACGUGACGGCUAUUGCGGAUCGGGGUGCUGAUGGCGAAAAGAUCUCUGCGGAAAUGGUUGAAGGCGGCAAUGGAAAGGGUUCGGCGUAG